GUUUUCCGUUGAUCCGCUGUGGCGCGGUAGUAUAACAAAAGACAGUCGUCCGUAGCUGAUAGAGUGGAUAUUUUCAGUCGGAGUUUGUUGUUUUACUCGUCUCGUAAACCCGAGUUCUUCAGUAUUAUUUACAUUAUUCAGAAGAUCGUUCUUUGGACCGACAUGACAUGAAAGGAGCGUGAUAGCGGACAGGUUCAUGUUUACGGUGCAAGCGUCCCUUUUUUGCGGGAACCACAGAGCCUCCGCGUGGGGCUAGGGGACCAUGUUCCGUCCUGGAGGAGAGAGAGACUUCCAGACGUCGGCUCGAAGGAUGGGAACGUCCCUGCUCUUCCAGCUGUCGGUCCAUGAGCGCGAGCUGGACCUCGUGUUCCUUGACCACAGCUAUGCCAAACCCUGGAAUGCCCACCCGGAUGCCAGCAGCGCACGGCCCACCCGCAUGCUGUUCGUCACCCCUCGACGGCAACCGGAUCCUUCUGUUGAUUCGGACAUUUCCAUUGAUGUAGAGACGGUCACACCCACUCCAAUGCCUCUCUAUGACAAUCAGAAAGCUCGUAGUGUGAUGAACGAGUGUGAACGCCACGUUCUGUUUGCACGCACCGUCGCUGAUGGGCCACCUCCUCCCGAUGAUUGGGAAGAACACAUCAACAAGGCUGGCUGGUCGUUGGCUCAGAACAAGCUCUUCAAUAAAGUAUUAAAAGCCCUACAGGCAGAAAGACUCGGCAGACUGGCCAAUGAGGGUGCCUGUAAUGAACCUGUCCUACGCAGGAUAGCUGUGGAUAAAUGUGCUCAUAAGGUACGCCAUGCUCUGGCCAGUGUCGGCUGGGACAUAAAGCUGACACAGUGGCUGCAUAACACACUUGUGGAGUCUUUGAGUCUUGCUAUGCUGGCGGCUUACCUCGAUGUACUGCAAACACUCAAAAGCAAGGUACCAUCCCUGAUUGACAGGAUGUUGCUGUCAUCUUCUGUAAAAACAGGAGCGGCAGGGGCUGAGGCUCUUUCUCUGCUCCUUAAGCGCCCAUGGGACCCUGCUGUGGGUGUACUCUCACACAACAAACCAAGUAAACUUCCUGGAUCUCCACUGAUCCUGAUAGCUCCAUCAGGACCAACCAACCCUGCCUUCUCUACCUCUCGUCGAAUGAGAUUCUGGCAAUCUCAGCUCUCCUGUCUAGGGAAGGUUAUUCCCAUUAACGUUCAUGUGGGCAGUGGAGCCAACAUCGGAAUCACGCAGUGUUUAGAGCACAUGAUCGGCACAGUCAGAGGAAAGGUCAUUGAGGUUCAUAGUCACUUUCCUCACAAACCGAUCAUCUUGGUGGGCUGGAAUGUGGGGUCAUUGAUCUCUUGUCAUGUGUCCCUUAUGGAGUACAUGACGGCUGUUGUGUGUUUGGGUUUCCCUCUUCAAACUGUCAGUGGGCCACGAGGGGAUGUUGAUGAUCCGCUGUUGGACAUGAAGACUCCUGUGCUGUUUGUGGUUGGUCAGAAUGCACUACAGUGCAGUCCUGAGAACAUGGAGGAGUUCAGGGAAAAGAUUCGAGCUGAUAACAGCAUGGUAGUUGUUGGAGGGGCAGAUGACAACUUGAGGAUCAACUCCACUAAGAUGAAGACAGAAGGCCUGACCCAGACCAUGGUGGAUCGCUGCAUUCAAGACGAGAUAGUUGAUUUUCUGACAGGAGUUUUGACUCGUACUGAGAGUCAUGGUCAUGGCUCAGGUGAAACACGAGAUUUGGAUGCAGAGAAGAAGAAAAAACCUCGUCGUGAGCUGCCCUUUGACCUUGAGAGGUCAAGACCCUCGUCACCUGCUGUGAGGGUACCCAUCUCCCCAUCUGGUUCAGAGGAUAUGUCCAGUGUCUGCAGUAGUCCUACAGCCAGUCCCAAACCCAAGACCGUCGGGCUUUCUCCAGCUCAGAAAUCCAGUCUCAUUACUGCCACACAGCUACUGAAGACCCACAUGCAGCGCUCAGGAACUGUGCUCACACAAAAGCAAGCGCAAGCUCAGUUUGCUGCUUUUAUGAAACAUAAUAUGCUGGUGAGGAAAAGCAUUCCUCCUGGCAGCCCUUCAUGUCUCUUUGUGCCGGUGCCCAGUGAGCAGGUGGAGGGUUUGGACCGAGACGACGUAAGGCUCCACCUCAAGAGAAGACAAACUCCCAGUCCCACUCCCACCAAAGCCUCCAAAAGAGCCAAGAUCAAAGUCACCAUCGUCUCCCAUGGAGACGCGGCAGGAAGCACGGCUGGUUCCACUGCUCAGGAAGUGGGUUUGUCAGGAAAACCCCUUGGACUCACAGUGGGCCAGACGGUGUCGGGGGCCAAAGAACUGUCUGAGCUUCUCAGUGCACAAAGGUCUGGAGGUUUGGCAGAUGUGUCUGGAGUUUUGGGUUCCAGUGAGGGGUCAUUUCACAGCCUUCAGGGGAGUGUGAUGUCGGGUUCUUCCUCUCCUGUCCAGGCUCAGGCCCCCGCCACUGCACAAGCUCCCUCUGCCAGUAGUCUUCUGCAGGGCCUCAGCCUCAGUCUGCAGGAGAUCAACACGAAAUCACCAGGCGUUCCCUCCACCACACAGGUGUCAGGAGGGAAGCCCCAGUGCCCAGGGCAGGUGUUGAGCUCUCUCAGCUCGAGCAGCGGGACGCUAGUGCGGGCGGUGCCGGUCGUGUCUACUGGCUCCGGGAUGACCAAAACCACAGCGAUCCACCAGCUCCUCACCAACGGCGGCCUGGCCAAACUAGCCAAUAGUCUGCCAGGACUGGCCCAUGUCUCCAGUCAGAGCACGGGGCUGAAAGCUCCUACCACCAUCACAGUGACGUUGCGAGGGCAGCCCAGCAGAAUUCCCGCUCUCAGCCACACGGGGGCGACAGCGCCCUCUCACAGCGCACCUGAGCACCAGUGACCAGAAACGGAUGAUAUGUGAAGCUGAAAUGGCCAUCACUGAAAUCCAACAGCACAAACAGAUGAACCCAGAGGAAUCAAAUGGAUUUAAACCCGGUUUAAAGAUUUUCAGACUGGUGAUUUGCCUUACAACCUGCAAGAGCGCCCUCUAUAGACACUGUCUUGCACACAUGGACUGAAGACUUGACUUUACACUUAUGCAUUUGUCUAUUUGUAUUAUUUUCUUUUUUUCUGUGGCACUUUGGCUGUGCAGUGUCAUGGGCAAUUUUCUAUUUUUUAUUUGUUUUUUUCCCCCAUUUUAAUAUAUUUUUCCAUACAUCAAUUCAAAAUAUUUAUGUGAACAUACUGAUUUGUUGGAAAAAUUCUCAAUCACUGUUAUUGUUCUUAGAUAUAACAGGUUCUUUUUCUUUCUGUCUCCAAAAAAGAAGAAAAAAAGAUGUUUUGCCAGUACAGAAUAUUUGAUUCAGUUGAUUUUGCAAAAAAUAGUUUGUUGUUAAAAUGUUUUGCACAAAACCCCAGCAAAGCCUGAGCUUUAUUUCCUUACAGCCAUAAAGAGCCUGAGAGAAAUGGAUCACUAAACUGUCAAAAAAGAUAAUAAAUUCAAAUGUUUAAAAGGUGA
Molecule: messenger RNA, 3493 nt
Organism: Megalobrama amblycephala (Wuchang bream)
Lineage: Eukaryota; Metazoa; Chordata; Actinopteri; Cypriniformes; Xenocyprididae
Gene: kansl3
Product: KAT8 regulatory NSL complex subunit 3
Exons: 22
Coding region: 263-2875 (870 amino acids)
Biological process (GO): positive regulation of transcription by RNA polymerase II
Cellular component (GO): NSL complex
Source: RefSeq, a predicted model, not a curated record